This is a messenger RNA of Sardina pilchardus (European sardine), 1505 nucleotides long. It is a transcript of the gene kremen1, whose product is annotated as kringle containing transmembrane protein 1. Gene Ontology annotation, cellular component: plasma membrane. Gene Ontology annotation, biological process: multicellular organism development. The transcript is spliced from 7 exons. The record is from RefSeq and is a predicted model, not a curated record. NCBI's taxonomy places the organism in Eukaryota, Metazoa, Chordata, Actinopteri, Clupeiformes, Clupeidae. Bases 1 to 1131 code for a protein of 376 amino acids.
AUGCCUGGCUCCACCGCGGGGAUUCAACUCUCCUCCUUCCCGACGAGCACAUUGCCUGGCAACCUGGGCUGCUUCAAAGACAGCGGCGAUCCUCUGACCCUAACGGGCAGCAGCGAGACGUCCAACAAGCUGACCAUCCAGACCUGCAUCAGCCUGUGCAGGAAGCAGAGAUACAAGCUGGCCGGUAUGGAGUCGGGCUACGCGUGUUUCUGCGGCAACGACGUGGACCGCCAGCAUCACGAGGAGGCGCCGAGCACCGAGUGCAACCACGUGUGUUUUGGUGACCACACACAGCCGUGCGGUGGGGACGGCCGCGUCAUCAUCUUCGACACCCGCAUUGGAGCCUGUGGGGGGAACUACUCUUCUCCCGGCUCCGUCAUCUACUCUCCCGACUUCCCAGACAAGUACGGGGCGAGCCGAGUCUGCUACUGGACCGUGCAAGUGCCGGGGGCGGCCGCCAUCCUCUUCAACUUCACCUUCUUCGACAUCGUGGACCAGAAGGACAUGGUGGAGCUUCUGGAUGGAUACACCAAUCAGGUGGUGGCUCGCUUUGACGGACGCAACCCGCCGCGAACCCCCAUCAAUGUCACAACGGACUUUGUCAUCCUGUACUUUUACUCGGACAGAAUCAACCAAGCUCAAGGUUUUGCUGUGCUCUAUGAAGCUUUGAAGGGCCAGAGCCCCAAGCCUGUGGAUGACGAGGAGGAGGAGGAGGAGGAGGAUGAGGACACUGAGGAAGAGGACACCAGUACGGUGGACCCCAACUCCGCCGGCGGCAUCACGGAGAAGUCCAACACCAGCGGCGGCGACGGCGGCAAGUCCUCCCAGAUCCUCUACGUCAUCACGUCCAGUCCUGGGAAGCCGGAGCACAGCAUGCCAGUGUGGACAAUCUACGCACUGGCAGCACUGCUCACGUUGACAGUCAUCGCCAUGGUAGCGAAGCUGCUGCUGCACAUCACGGUCAAGUCCUCGGCCCUUCCCUCCAUCCGGAGUGGCGAGCACAUGCAGCCGUGUAACCAGAACGCGGCGUCGGAGCCCUGGAUCAUCUUCUACCGGCCCUCCACCAUCUCGCUCUUCAAGAAGAAGCUCAAGAACCACCACGGAGACCUCAGCCCACUGGUGGGCAACUAGGAGGCCAAGAGGGAGACAGAGGACGACAGAGACGGACAGACAGACAGACAAAACAGACAGACGGAGUCACGGGCAGACUGUGCAGUUCUACUCCCCCUCCUCCUCCUCUUCCGCCCCCCUCCUUCCCCCUCCUUCCUCCUCCUCCUCUUCCUCCUCCCAAACACACACACACACACACAGGGUGACCGAGUGCUGUGCUCGCCUGCUGGUCGCCCUGCCUCAGGGACUAACAGGAGAAGAAGCGUGCUGAAAGCUAACUAGCUAACUCGCUGACUCGCUAACCGACUGACCUACAGUAAAACACAAUUGCUACUGUCAAAGGGACCAGCAUAUAUAUAAAUAUAUAUAUAUUUUAAAAAAACACAAGCAUGAAG